This is a messenger RNA of Thlaspi arvense, 984 nucleotides long. The record is from the annotation of a GenBank genome assembly. Lineage: Eukaryota; Viridiplantae; Streptophyta; Magnoliopsida; Brassicales; Brassicaceae.
AUGGAAGCUCCUCCACCUUCAAGCGAUCCUUUCAAGUUCCUCAACAUUUCACUUAAUUCAGAUGGGUCUCUCACCAGACACCGUGAUUUCCCCAAACUACCCCCAACGGAGCACUCCAAAGACAUCCCUUUAAACGCAAACAACAAAACCUUCAUCCGACUCUUCAAGCCCCGGAAUAUUCCCCCGGGAUCUAAACUCCCGAUCCUCGUUUACUUCCACGGCGGCGGAUUUAUCCUCUACGGCGCUGCUUCCGCUCCUUUCCAUGAAUCCUGCAGCAAAAUGGCCGAUCGUCUCCAAACCAUAAUCCUCUCCGUAGAUUAUCGUCUAUCUCCAGAGCACCGUCUCCCGGCGGCGUACGAAGACGGCGUGGAAGCAAUGUUAUGGCUCCGCGAUCAAGCCCGCGGCGCAAUCAACGGCGGGGAUUGUGACACGUGGUUGAAAGACGGCGUCGAUUUCUCGAAAUGCUUCGUAAUGGGGUCGAGCUCCGGUGGGAAUAUUGUCUACAGCGUCGCGUUGCGUGUCGUGGACACUGAUCUCUCUCCGGUUAAGAUCCAAGGGCUGAUAAUAAACCAAGCUUUCUUCGGUGGCGUUGAGACGUCGGAUUCCGAGGCACGGCUAAAAGACGAUAGGAUCUGUCCGUUAACAGCGACUCACUUGCUAUGGUCGCUUUGUUUACCCGACGGUGUAGAUCGCGACCACGUGUACAGCAACCCGAUUAAGAGCAGUGGGCCCCAGGAGAAAGAGAAGAUGGCCCGUUUCCCGUCGACUCUCAUUAACGGUUACGGUGGGGAUCCGCUGGUUGAUCGGCAGAGACACGUGGCGGAGAUGCUGAAGGCACGUGGUGUGCACGUGGAGACGAGGUUUGAUAAAGAUGGGUUUCAUGCGUGCGAGUUGUUUGAUGAGAACAAAGCUAAGGCCUUAUACGACACCGUUGAGACCUUCAUGAAGGCUUGUUCAUCAACUGCUCCAUCGUCCAACAUGUAG